UUGUUUUGUCGCGAUUGUUCGCUGGUCUGUCCGAGUAAUGGAAGCUGCCGCUCAUUUUGCUAUGGUAAAUAUGCCCUUGGGGAAGAGCUAGCGAUUAUUAUUACGUGAUUGAACCUCGGGAACUACGUCAAGGGUACUAUUGAAAAAUUUAAUUUUCAUCAUUUCCUAGUAAGAUAAAAUACUGUACAUUACAUGGGCAAAUUUGUGUAUUUUCCUUACAAUUUAGGUGAUACAGUUUUAUUUGCUUUGAUAUGCAUGUGAGCAUGAUGGAGUCCUCUUCUCUUCCAUUCGGUAAUCAUUCUGGACAGAAUAUCACCGAAACACGUUCUGAAUUGGCUGGACGACAGUCGACAUACAUGACAAACAUGAUACUUCCAGAUAUGGUUCAGUCAUCAAAAAAUUUUCCACUUGGACCUGAUUGUAUAAUAACAUAUGCCGAUGUUCCGGAUCAAUCAGUACUAUUGAGUAUGGAUUUGUAUUGGCUUAUAUCAUUAGAAAAUGGAUGCGUUGAAUGUAAAGUUCAUGUUAGUGAUACAUCAGCAGGUAGGAAAGCAAUCACACAUGAUGCAAGGGUCAUUAUUACACGCAAGCCAAGAAGAUUUGAGGCAUAUUGUUGCGGGGUAUGCAGAGCAAAUUUUGUUACAGUUGUUCAAGCAUUAUUACAUAUGAAGGCAUUUCACAGACAGAACAAAAAGAUACUCAUUCAAGAUCAAAAUGUUUUUCAUGAUAUUGAAAAAGCUAUGGAAGUUCCUCCUGUACCAUUACCAUGGUAUGUUGCGAAACGAGUCACUGAACAAGGCAUCCAGAUUUCAAAUAUUCAACCUGUCGGUUCAUCAUCUGAUAGUGAUACACCGACAACCAACGCUGGCUCUUUUAAUGAAGGGGAAGGCAAUCCUGUCACUGUUCUAUUGCAAGCGAUAGUAAAAGAAUAUAAAAAACCUGUUCAUGCUGUUCUUUUUGGUGAAGAUUUUGCGGAAGUUAAAGUUCAAUUUGAAGAUAAAACUUCACUUGUUGCACAUUUGCCUGAUCUCGUCGGGGGCGAACAAAUGAAUGAAAAUACAGAAAUAGAUCCAAGUGCGAAACUGGAGUUUCAAAUCCAACGAGUGAAAACCGAGGGAGAUGAAUCAGAAUCCUGUAUAGUACGAGUCAAUAAUCCAACACUCGCUCAGCGGUUAAUGGCAUCUGCUUUAAAACAAGGUGUAGAACAAGGCUCUGGGACCGAUCUUGCUGGUCAAGAUGAAGAAGGAUCUUCUAAAGAAACAGAAACGGAGAAGUUCUCUUCAAGAAUCGUCAAACAAAAUGAAAAUUCUCAUGUCAGUUCUUCCACUGGUGAAAAAGAAGAUAAACCCGUUGAUUCUCCUGCUCCAGCAAUGAAAUUGAACAGCAAAGGAAGACCAACUAAAACUGUCAGAUUCAUGGUUGGAUCUCCAGAUAGUGAUGAAGACUGCAGCAGUACUGCCAGUGAUAGAACAGGGGGUCGUGAUAGUGUUUCACCUAAUACAUCGAAUGUUGAAAAAGAAACAACUGGCUCCACCAGCUCAACUACAGAAAAUCAAGAAAAACAAAAUUCAACUGCGGAUGAGAAAAAAACGUCGAAAGAAGAUGAAGGCUUGCAAGGAGUGGUGAACCAACUGAUAUCAACAGCAUCAAAAGGAAUAAUUGCACCUGUCGAUCCUGGAUCUCCUGCUAAUACUUCAACUGUUACGUCUUCUGCGAGCGUCCGAGAAGAAAUUUUAGCUACAGCAGCGUAUCACGCAAGAUAUUUGCCAAAAAAUCGUUCAGUUCCGAACUUUUCUACUUUUACUAUGCCAACGUCAUCUGUCACAGUACAACCUAUUUCCAUCAAAUCAGUAGAAGAUUUAUCAAAACAAGGAAUGAUAAGAGUACAGUCAUGGGGAGGAGGUGGAGGGGGGGAUCCUCAAAGGUUCUCUCUUUCCACGUACACGCCAAAUACACCUCAAAAUUUUGAUCACAUGUCAAGAGAAGAACUCAGGAAGUCGUUUGCUGUUGGGCGAGCAUUCACGUAUGCUGAAAAAAUUCGUCUUAUGAAAAAACUAAAUGAUGAAGAUAGUCUUUUAACGCAAGAGCAUGUCAGGGGUACAGGCAAAUUAAUCGAAUCUGAGAUCCAGUCAUCAAUAAAGAAAUCAAGAAAAUCAUCUUCAUCAUCAAUAUCAAAUACAACAGAAAGUUCAAUUCCUGUCUCUCCCACUGUGACGUCAACGACAACUAUUGGUAGCAAAAUGAAGUUGAAGGUUUCAGAAUCAGAUCCUGGUCAAGAAUCAAUCAAAAGGAAAAUCAUGAUUGUUGAACCACAACAACCGGAUGUAAAAAAGAAAAGAAGAAGCAAAUAUGACGUUCCUAAAUUCAUGCAAAAUCAAGAGUCUGGGGUAGACAAACUUCGACCUUUCGUAAGCACAGGAAGUAGAAAACACAACUUGAGUAGUUCAGAUGGAUCUAUAUCAGACAGAGAUGACGAACACGCCGAAAACAACACCAUGGAUGAAUCUGAUGAACCGCCAUCCUUAUUCGACAUGAUGAGAGAAAAUUUUCCUGCUGGACUUUUUGCGGCUCAGGCCGCACACACCCCUGCAACAUCGUUUCCUUCUAUGCUUUCCUCUGAAUAUUAUGGAUCGGGGGAAUGGGCAAGUGCUGCCAUGCAGACGUUGCAUAAUUUGCAGACGACAAUGAAAUCUGCUCAGUCAUCUGAUCAAGUCGUUAGUAAAAGUGAACAACACAGUCGUACAGAUUCACACACAGAAGAAGAUAGCGACAGUCGGUCUUCAUCACCUUUUGUUAAUAUAAAUGUUUUAAAUAUGGCAAAUCCCGGUUCAGAAACUUCAACGUCCUCAUUCGUUCCACUAUCUUCUGCGACGUCAUUAAAAUCUGCGAGCAGUGUGGACACUAUUAUGGCACUCGCAAAUCAAAUAACUGCCGAAAAAUCUCAUAUUAAACAUUUAUCUCUCCCUUCUGAGACAAUUAGGUCUCGUUCGGAGCGCAAAAGAUCACUUUCACCUCUUCUCACUCAAGAUGAGAAAGAAAUGAUUAGGGCGAGAGCGGGGCCAAGCGAAGUGUCAAACAGUAAAAAUGGAAAAGAUAACAAUUUAAAAGUUAUUUCUAAAUCAAUCUCGGAUUCUAGUUUGAAACGAAGAACUUCCGGCUCGGAAUCAAAAUCAUCUUUCAAAAUUGCUGAUAAAGGAGAUAGUUUGGAAUUUAUGAAAACCAUUACAACAUCAUCAGUGAAGAAAAAUACCGAAUUAACGAUGAAAUUUUGUAAAAAUUCCUCAAAUGAUUCCGACAGCAACACAGAAACUUCAACAAACAGCCAUGAGCAAUUGUUCCAAAACAGCGUUGAGACUGUAAUGAAAGUUAAAUACAUUGAAAAAGUUAAUAUGUGUCGGGUAUGCGGAUUUUCUUUACUCGUUGAUGAAAAUAAUAAUGCAACUGCAAUGAAGUCACAUGUUAUGGAACAUUCAUUGAAAGAACUUAUACAAGCUGGUUGUAAUGGAAAAACAACAUAAUAUGGGAAAUUAGGGUUGUUAACUUGCAAUAGGCCGCAGUUAUAAUGAAAUUAGUUUCUGGUGCUCAAUUUUCAAAUUGAUUUAAGAUGUAUUAAAAAAAGAAUAAUUUAUAUAAUGUAUUCUAUACUGAGAGUUCUACUUAUGACUGCCAAGUAAAUACUAAUGAAUGGGUCUUUCUCUUUGGUUAUCAUGGGUGUACCAAUAGUAUGUUUUCGGUACUUGCCUAUUUGCGGCAUAUGAUUUUUUUUCGUUUACUCAAAUUUUGAACCCGCACAAUUGGAACUUGCUCAAAAAUUGAUUCAUAAACGGCGACAGGGGUAUUUGAAGACAACUUGAGUAUUUGUCACGCAUUACAAGCAAGACAUACAAAGAAACAUUAAAUCUUGCAUAGCUGAAGUUAUUGAGAAAUAAAAACCAAUUUCAUUGUCAAGAGGGUAACUCAAGUCAGGUUAUAUGAAUUAACCAAUAAUGCGUAAAACUUUCUGGGUAUAUAUAUUUGCUCAUAGGCCAUAUUUUAAGUUUUUUUUUUAUAUUUUUCGAAUUAUUAAUUAAAAUCAAAUAUUGAGUUUACUAAUCUAUAUGAAUUUUUCUAAUAUGGGUCUGCUCAGUUCCUGUGACGUAUAAGUAUAAUAGAAAUGGCACUUUUUAACAUAAUUUAAAUUCGUUUAUCAAGGAUUAAAUGCUGAUUGUCUCACUUACCAGAUCGAGAGUUGUCCGUCAUGGCCUGGUUCAAUUAUAUUGUGUCGAUUAAAAAUUUUACUUUUUAAAAUGCGGAGCGUUUAUUUGCAUGUUUUAUUUUUGAAGGCACGUGCAAUCUUAUUGCGAAAAGAUUGUCAUGUGUUAUCUGAUUGUAUUAAAAUCCUCUUUGCCAAUGUUAUCUUUCAACAUAGUAGUUUUGAAUAAAUGUAGAUUUUUGGCAUUCGCCAUGUCCGGAUAAUAAAAAUGAGGUUUUCCCGUAAAUGUCUAUGAAAG
Messenger RNA from Styela clava, 4490 nucleotides. RefSeq lists its product as uncharacterized. The record is from RefSeq and is a predicted model, not a curated record. NCBI's taxonomy places the organism in Eukaryota, Metazoa, Chordata, Ascidiacea, Stolidobranchia, Styelidae.